AUGCUCUUUGACCUCAACGACGAGGAGCUCCAGACGCGCCUCGAGGCGCUCAAGCACCUCUUACUGGGCGCCAAUGUCCUCCUGUUCGUCGCUGCAGCGCUCGUGUUCGUCGUCCCGUUCCAGCGCGAACCAAAUGAGUCUUCCGCGCCGACCAAACGGGCGCUGCUCGUCACGGCCCAUCCCGACGACGAGAGUAUGUUCUUUUUGCCUCUCGUGCACUCGCUCCAGCUCAGAUCCAGCGCUGGCCGCGACAAGUGGGAGACCCACUUGCUGUGUCUCUCCCGGGGAAACUUUGAUGGCUUAGGGGCCGUCCGAGAGCAGGAACUUCGCGCGUGUGCCGGCCACAUUGGACUGGCAACUCCCCAUGUCCACGUGCUGGAGGAGCCCGAGCUUCAAGACGGUAUGCAGAACCACUGGGACACGUCGCGGAUUGCAGCGAUUGUGCUGGACUACGUGGACAAGCACCGCAUCGAUGCGGUCUUUACAUUCGAUGGCUACGGCGUCUCGGGGCAUCCAAACCACAUUGCGACCCAUUGCGGAGUCAAACAGGCUCUGCGUGAACAAUCGGAGAAAUGCAGCGCUGCUACUACGCCGAACGCCGGUGCGGAAAAGGUCGUUCGCGGGUGGGCUCUGGAGAGCACGAAUAUCGUGCGCAAGUACAUUGGGAUACUGGAUGCCGUGCCGUCAUUAUGGUUGACGCGUCAGACAGAGGACGCACAGCAGGAUCGGCAAUUCGUCUUUGUUUUCAGGCCAUGGUGGAACUACAAUGCCAUGGCACUGCACCAGAGUCAGUUUGUGUGGUACCGCCGCCUGUUUGUAGUCUUCUCGCGCUACACGUUCGUCAAUACCUUCCGCCCACUGCUAGAGGUCGACGUAACGGAUCGUCCAUUAGCGCAUAAGAAGACACAGUAG
Hyaloperonospora brassicae is the source of this 912-nucleotide messenger RNA. The record is from the annotation of a GenBank genome assembly. Lineage: Eukaryota; Oomycota; Peronosporomycetes; Peronosporales; Peronosporaceae.